Messenger RNA from Hemicordylus capensis (graceful crag lizard), 5792 nucleotides. Its product is annotated as embryonic pepsinogen-like. Gene Ontology annotation, molecular function: aspartic-type endopeptidase activity. The coding region runs from base 1473 to 2624 and encodes 383 amino acids. The record is from RefSeq and is a predicted model, not a curated record. The transcript is spliced from 13 exons. Lineage: Eukaryota; Metazoa; Chordata; Lepidosauria; Squamata; Cordylidae. Gene Ontology annotation, biological process: proteolysis.
GAGCUGCUGAGUUCAAGUACUGAUCUGAUGGAGAAUGAGUCAUGGGGUGCUUGUGUGCUGUGUUGCAGCCUGUGUGGAACCUGGGUGUUGGAUUCUGAUUAGAGUGGGUCUCCAGCAGCCAUAGGUAGCAGCACACUUUUAUCAGUAUUACCAAUCCUACAAUACUUCUGCUUCAUCAGUACUAAAGCUUACUGAAGGGUGGUGCUUUCUUCUUUAGGAUAGUGUAGAAAAGCCAUCUGAGGCUCUUCAGGCCGUCGUAACCUCCUGGGGUGGUUCUGUAUAUAUAUGAAGUUUUCAAUAGUAUGACUGCUGUAGCAGAACAAGUUAGCGAUUCUUAGCAAUCACUUGAAUUGUUGAAUUGCACAAGUCUUACAAUUAAGAACAGUGGUGAGAUUCCCUGAACAAGUCUGUAUACCUCAAUUCUACGUAAGGUAUAUUGAUUGUUGACACUGUUGCCUGUUCCUGCAAGAGUUUCUCUUAUCAAUACGAGGCUGGUAAUGGUCAUUUAGGACAUUCUGAAUACAAGUUCUCAGAAGCCCCAGACCCUAUGUGUUAGCCACCUCUUCAGAUGUAUUGAAUAAGAAAAUAUGUCUAAUGGUCUGGUGUGGGUGCAGGGUUUUGAGUAAUGUGAGGGAAGUAGAAGGGUAUGGAUGUAUAGCAGUAUUGAUACUUGAUUUGCCAAAAUUAAAUGCAUGUUGCUUAUUUUGUUAUAGGCUCUUAACUGCUGACGCACUGCUAAGUGACUGGAUUGUCUUUUACUUGACCUUCUGGUCUCAUUCCAGUGCAAGAUUAACUCCCUUCUAGCAGAAGGGUCAGGCCUCUUUCCAAAGGUCUGUCUCUUUCGAAGGUUGGGAACAAUUUUACGUAUUCUAAUAUGUUCUCAUUUUUGACAGUAUAUACUAUUGAUACAGAUGGGGGACUGACUUCAGAAUCAAAAGACAAGCAGAGAGAGAGAAAACUGGUCUCUGGGGCCCUCUGGUGACUCUUCAAAAUCCUGCCACUGGACACCAUGUGGAUUAAAGCCAUUGUCUCAGAGCAAGCUCAUGUGAGGGGAAGAAAAAUGCUGAAUCAUCCCUGCUGAGCUUUCCAGCUCAGGCUUCUCCUAAAACUUUCCUGUAAUUUUUGAUGCAUUCCCCAGCUGCUGCAUAUCUCUCCUACAGAUGCAUAUCCCGCCCACCAGCCAUUAUCCAAAAGCAGAAGUAAACUCAGAUCAAGGAAAAUGGCAUCAGAAGGCAUUUGCAGAAGAAAAAUCAGCAGGUGCUGGGGGCGUUUCUGCAUUUUACAAGGAGGUCCUGCCCAGAAGAGCAACAGAGAACAUGUAUGCUGCAUUUUUGGUGUGAGAGCCCAUCAGGAAUGGGCUGGACUUUCUCUGCUGAAAUUGGUGGGUCUUUCCAUUCCGUAUGCUAUAAAAUAACAGGAUUGCAUACUACAAGCAUCAAAGCGAUUGGAACAGUCUUCCUUGAAUAAGCAGAAUGAAGCACCUUGCAGUUCUCUUCACUAUUGUUGCACUCUCUGAGUGUCUCGUUCAGAUUCCAUUGGAAAGAGGGCAGAAACUGAGAGACCAUCUCAAGGAGAAAAAUUUGCUGGAAAGUUUUCUUCAGAAAUAUAAUUAUGACAUUGGUACAAAAUAUCAACCAGCUGUUACUAAAGCUGCCCUGGUGGCUAAUGAACCACUUCUGAACUUCUUAGAUUCAGAAUACUAUGGAACAAUCUACAUUGGAACCCCGCCACAGACGUUCACUGUUGUGUUUGACACUGGAUCAUCCAAUCUCUGGGUACCCUCUACCUACUGCAGUAGUACAGCAUGUCAAAACCAUAACAGGUUUAACCCAUCUCAGUCUUCCACCUUCAGAAGCACACAACAGACAGUAUCCAUUCAGUAUGGCACAGGAAGCAUGACGGGAAUCUUUGGCUAUGACACAGUGCUGGUUGCUGGUCUUACUGAUUCCAAUCAGAUAUUUGGCUUAAGCACAAGUGAGCCUGGCAUCAUCUUUGUCUAUUCUAAAUUUGAUGGGAUCCUGGGCUUAGGCUACCCUACUAUUGCUUCUGGCAGAGUGACUCCUGUCUUUGAUAACUUGAUGAACUCAGGCCUAGUGCAGCAAGAUUUGUUUUCUGUUUAUCUUAGCCGAGAAAAAACUGGGAGUGUGCUCACUUUGGGUGGAAUUGAUGAGUCUCACUACACUGGUUCUAUUAACUGGAUACCUGUCACAGAACAAGGUUACUGGCAGAUUGCGGUGGAUGGCAUUUUCGUGAAUGGCCAGGCCAUUGCCUGCAGUGGUGGCUGUCAAGCGAUUGUUGACACAGGGACCUCCCUCUUGGCUGGCCCACCAGCUGAAAUAAGUAGCCUGCAAAAUGUUAUUGGAGCUACUCCAGGCCAAUAUAGCGAGUAUGACAUCAACUGCAGUAACCUCCCCAAUAUGCCUGAUGUUGUUUUUGUGAUCAGUGGAAUCCAGUAUCCUCUGACCCCAUCUGCCUACACUAAUCAGGCAAAUCAAGGAGAGUGCACCAGUGGUUUCCAAAACACAUCUGGUGACCUCUGGAUCCUAGGAGAUGUGUUCAUAAGGGAAUACUUCAGCGUUUUUGACAGAGGAAACAACCAAGUUGGACUGGCAAAGGCACUUUAGAAUAAUUGUGCCUUGAAACAAUAGCAAGUGCUGUAAUUGUUCAUGUAAUCACCUUACUCAGAUUGCAUAGUACUACUACUACUGUUACAAAUAUUAUACCAUAACACUGUAUUUGAUGUAAUAGCAACUUUGAUUAUGUGCUUUUAAAUGUAAUAUCUGCCUGAUGUCUUUAGCAUUGGUAUGGCAUGUAUACGUUGGAAAUUAUUCAUUUCAAAUGUGUCUGCAAGAGAUUAUAUUAAAAAUGGUCCAAAAGAACAUGCAAAGGCCUGCAAUUAAUGCAAGUGAAGCUGGGGGUGCCAUUUCAGAGUUUAGUAAAAGGUAAAGUUUUGCCCUCGAGCCAGUGUCAACUACUGGCAACCACAGAGCCAUGUGGUUUUCUUGGUAGAAUACAGGAGGGGUUUACCAUUGCCAUCUCCCGCACACUGGGAGAUGAUGCCUUUCAGUACCUUCUUGUAGUGCUGCUGCCCAAUAUAGGUUCAGCAAGGUCCCAGGGCCCACACUUGGAUACACCUACAUUCAAGUUUAUGAAAUAGCAGGGUGCCCUAAAAGCAUUUGUCACGAUGUGCCUCAAAAUAAUACCCCAUAGCAACUCCAGGUGCAAUACUGGAGAGUUUGCCAGAAAUACAGGUGCUCCUGAAGCACGAUCCCAAUUAGACCAGGUCACAGGACUAUCCCAUAUCCCCUCCUCCCCCUCCAAUGCUUCUCUAGAGCAGGGGUACUCAAACCUGGACCCUCAGGUGCUGUUGGACUACAGUUCCCAACAUCCCCUGCCCAGCUGCAAUAGAUUGUUGCUGGGGAUGGAUGGGCGUUGUCUUCCAGCAACUCCUGGAGAUCCAAGCGGGAGAACCCCUGCCCUAGAGUGAUACCUGCUUUCUCUUCCUCUCAUUUUGGUUUCAUAUUCUAAGAAGCUAAAAUUUAAGGGACAAUGUUGCACACAACCUUUACGACAUGCUGGAACAUGGACUGUGCCUCAGCCUAUGGUGCAAUGGAGUGUUUGAUGAAUGAGUCUUUUGAUUGUUUUGCUACACAACCCAUCUGCUAGACAGCUAAUCAUCAGACAAUGGCUUCAUCACAUUCUUGAUGACAACGUGAAUAAAGGCUCUAUUCACAUUACUUCAGAUGGGCCUUGAUUUUGUAUCUCAGAAAGUAAGAUAACAAAUGCAACUAUUAUUAUCAUUAUUGUUAUUGUUCAGUGCAUUUCAAAUGCUUCUUGUGCAUUAUCUUGAAUCCUUACAACAGCCCUGUAAGGCAGGCCAGUACGGUUAGAAAAGUGGAGCUAAAAUCAGGCUGUGCUCAUGAUGACUGUUUUGCAUGAUCUGCAGUCAAAAGACAUUUGAAUCCUGGACUGCAAAUAGUCUCCAAGCAAACUCACCAGAUGCACAGAAGUCCUGUGUAUUGGGCCUGGCCAGUACAAGCCAAGUGCAAUACAAUACACAUACUCUAGGAAGAAGAAGGCCCCCUGUACACUGUUGGAGAGGAUGAACAGGCAUCCCAUUACUUUAGCAACUGGGUCAAACUGAAAGAGGUCUAGGCACCAAGUCAGGCCCAGGAGGAAGACAGGGGCUCUGGCCUUCACUGUCCAUGACCUGCAACAGAGGAAGGCAACUGUGUGGAUAUCAACAAAAUAUAGCCCUAAAAACUUAGGUCCAGGGUGUUUAAGAAAAUGCCUUCUUUGUUUUGAGCCCCACCACCUAUUGAGAUCAGCCGGGGAGGUCCUCCUGCAGUUGUCACUGGCUUGUCUGGUGGCUACUCAGGGUCAGACCUUCUCCAUUGCUGUCCCAAAGCUUUGGAAUUCACUCCCUGCUGAAGUAAGAGCUUCCCCAUCUCUGACGGAAGAUGUUUAAAACACAUUUGUUCAUCCAAGCUUUUAACUAGAUUUUAACGGGAAUGUGUUUUAAACUGUUUUAAUGUUUUAACUGUUGUUUUAUGCUGAGUUGUUGUAAACCAGACAUGCAAGUGGUAUACAAAAAGAGAUCCAGGAGGGAUUCAGGAAACUACAAGCAGAUUAGCUUAACUUCAGUGCUGGAUAAAUUGAUGGAAAGCAUACUUAAGGACAAAAUUAUUUAAAAUAUAGAACAGGCCUUGCUGAAGGUCAACCAGCAUGGCUUCUGCAAGGGCAAGUUGUCUCACUAACCUUUUGGAGUUCUUUGAGAGUGUCAAUAGGCAUGUGGAUAAAGGUGAUCCGGUCAACAUAGGAUACUUGGACUUCCAAAAAGCUUAUGUCAGAGUUCCUCACCAAAGGCUCUUGAGUAAACUUAGCAGUCAUGGGAUAAGGGGACAGGUUCAUGAAUUGAUUGGUAACUGGCUGAAGGAUAGGAAACAGAGGAUAGGAAUCAAUGGACAGUUUUUGCAAUGGAGGGAAGUAAGAUGUGGGGUCCCCAAGGGAUCUGUACUGGGACCAGUGCUCUUUAACUGGUUGAUAAAUGAUCUAGAAGUUGGGGUAACCAGCAAAAUGGCCAAAUUUGUGGAUGACACGAAACCAUUUAGGGAAAUGAAAUCCAAAAGAGAUUGCAAGGAGCUCCAAAAGGAUCUCUCCAAACUGGGUGGGUGGGCUACAAAAUUACAACAGUAGUGCAUAUGCCUGUAACAUCCAGACUUGACUACUGCAAUGCGCUCUACUUUGGGCUGCCUUUGUACAUAGUCCAGAAACUGCAGUUGGUACAAAAUGCAGCAGCCCGAUUGAUCUCUGAGGUUAUCCAAAGAGAUCAUAUUACACCCAUUCUAAAAGAACUACACUGACUGCCAAUAUGUUUCUGGCAAAAUAUAAAGUGCUGGUUAUUACCUAUAAAGCCCUGAAUGGCUUGGGUGCAAGGUAUUGAAGAGAACACCUUCUUCUUCAUGAACCCUGCCUCCUAUUAAGAUCAUCUGGGGGGCUUGGUUGGUGGGAACUUGUCUCAGAACUGGGCCUUUUCUAGGGUUGUCCUGGGACUUUUGAAUGUACUUCCUAACAAAAUUAGAGCUUCUUCAUCUCUGGAUAUUUUUAAGAAGCACAUGAAAAAAUACCUGUUUAGUCAGGCUUUUAGUUUAUUUUUUUAAGUUUUGGAUUUUAAUCUGUCUAAAUGUUUUCACUGUUGUGUUUUUAGAUCAUUUACGGCCCAGGGCCUUGCACAUGGGGCAGUAUUAAAAUGUGUUAAAUAAACAAAAUAAAAUAAAUGUGGUUCAGUGUAA